Molecule: messenger RNA, 1737 nt
Organism: Laccaria bicolor S238N-H82
Lineage: Eukaryota; Fungi; Basidiomycota; Agaricomycetes; Agaricales; Hydnangiaceae
Exons: 8
Biological process (GO): triglyceride biosynthetic process; fatty acid catabolic process
Cellular component (GO): nucleus
Molecular function (GO): phosphatidate phosphatase activity
Source: RefSeq, a predicted model, not a curated record
AUGAACUACAUUCGUGGUGCGGUCAAUGUCAUUAGCGCACCAUAUCAAUAUUACAAGGAACUCCCUCCAAUAAACCCUUCAACUUUGACUGGCGCCAUCGAUGUCAUCGUAAUACAGCGACCGACCGACGACGGAGGUACGGAACUUGCUUGCUCUCCCUUCCAUGUCCGCUUCGGAAAAUGGCAGGUCCUCAGACCAGGGGAAAAGAAGGUCAACGUCUUUGUUAACGGAAACCCCAUUCCGUUUAAUAUGAAGAUCGGCGACGCUGGCGAAGCCUUCUUCGUCUUUGAAACGGACGAUGACAUUCCUGCAGACCUCAUUACCAGUCCCAUAAUUCAGCCUUCCGAUGUAUCGCCCGACAUAGUCUCUGACCAUUUCGUUUUGCAGCAAGAUUCGGGCAAGACUCCCGAUGGAUCCGGAGGCGAGGAACACGAGGAAGGGCAACUCCGAGAGGAGCCCGAAGCCCAAGAGCCCGAGUUUCUUGAUCUUGAUGCCCAUGUUGGGGGCAGUCAAUCAAGAUCAGGCGAGGAAGAGCCGGAGCAUAUGCAGCCGGUGAACACGACCCCGAAGCAGACCUAUACCAUUCCUGCGGCGCUAAGAAAGUCUGCUUCGCGUAACACUCUACGGCAGUCUACUCUUCCUUUGAGAUCACAUACAGAGGAGGAGCAGGAUAAACGCGCUGAUGAGGCUUUGAAGUUACUCAAUGGUCAAAUUCAUGUUCCAGAGGUCGAAUACGUAACACGCAAUGAUGGAUCCCCCUUGAUGGACGCUCUUGCACACUGGCGACAAGCCACCUUGAGCGAGCGCAAUACUGGUUAUUCCGUGCGUCAUGCAUCCCCCUCCUCUCUCGAAGAUCAGCCAGAAUCCUCAGACUCAGAAGUCGCCUUUGGCGAUGAGUUGCGUCCGUCGAUAUCGAGGAAGGAGAGACUGGCUGUCGAUGACCUUUCUCCUGCUCCUGGUUUCUCCCAAAUCACAGCUCCAAAACGCAAAUUUGCAAAGACGUUGAGGUUGACGUCAGAUCAACUUAAAUCUCUGAAUUUGCGUUCAGGAUCAAAUACGAUCACCUUCUCGUUAUCGGCUUCUGGGGCAGUUGCUGCUACAGCUAGGAUCUUUGUGUGGGACUCGACAGAUCAGGUAGUCAUUUCGGACAUUGAUGGAACAAUCACAAAAUCCGAUGGUUUGGGACAUGUGUUCGCUAUGAUUGGGCGGGACUGGACGCAUCUCGGUGUGGCCAAGCUCUACACAGAUAUUACUCGAAACGGAUACAAGAUUAUGUAUCUCACUUCUCGAGCGAUUGGCCAAGCAGACGCAACCCGCGAUUAUCUCAAGGGUAUCAAACAGAACAACUAUCAGCUUCCUGAAGGUCCUGUCAUUAUGAGUCCGGAUCGUCUAAUGGCUUCGUUGCACCGGCAAGUCAUUAUGCGGAAACCUGAAGUAUUCAAGAUGGCAUGUUUGCGUGAUAUUCAAAGGUUGUUUGGAGAGUCUGCCCGAAAGCCAUUUUACGCUGGUUUUGGAAACCGUAUUACAGACGCACUGUCAUAUAGAAGUGUGAACGUGCCCAGUGCGCGAAUCUUCACCAUCGACUCUACUGGUGAGGUGAAGAUGGAGUUGUUGGAGCUCGCUGGGUACAAGUCAUCGUACAUUCACAUGACUGACUUGGUGGAUCAAAUGUUUCCCCCCAUUCAUCGCAAGUGGACUCCGGAAUUUACGGAUUUCAAUUACUGGAAAGCUCCGGUA